Messenger RNA from Ostrea edulis (European flat oyster), 6115 nucleotides. Its product is annotated as tetraspanin-9-like. NCBI's taxonomy places the organism in Eukaryota, Metazoa, Mollusca, Bivalvia, Ostreida, Ostreidae. Bases 16 to 939 code for a protein of 307 amino acids. The transcript is spliced from 8 exons. The record is from RefSeq and is a predicted model, not a curated record. Gene Ontology annotation, cellular component: membrane.
ACGAAGAUAUUGUCAAUGAGGAACUCUAGCAUAUUUUUUAUUUCAACUUCAGAGUACUUGUGCGUGGAAUCAGAGUGGUGUUUAACAAAAUUAUCACUCAUCAUGGGUCUUGGCUGUGGAGGAAAGUUGGGGAUGAUCUUCCUGAUCGUAAUCAAUACAAUAUUCUUUAUUUUUGGAAUUGGUGUCCUGAUAGUGGGUGUACUGGCUCUAGAAGACGUGGCGGAUCUCAAUAAAGAUCACAUCAAGCCCGUCCUGGAUACCAUCACAGUGAAUUCCUUUCAAGUGGGAGAUCUAGCAACUAAUUUAUCCAUCAUUCUGAUAGUCAUCGGAGCGUUUAUUUUCAUUAUAUCAAGUCUGGGCCUCAUUGGCGCUUGCUGUCAAAAUAAAUGCAUGCUGGUUACGUAUGCCAUCCUGGUUUUGAUUUUACUUGUGAUGAAGAUUGUAAUCAUUGCGUUGUGGUUUACCAUGCAAAACAAGGUCGAGGAGGAAAUAAAAAGUAAGAUGCUGACGAGCCUCAAAGAAAAUUUUAAGAGUGACGACACCACAAAUAGUAAUUCAGUAUCGAAUGCCUGGAAUUAUUUGUUCAUGUCGCUCGACUGUUGUGCAGUUGAUCCCGUGACAAGUACAACGAACGACUUCGACCAGACGACAUGGUGUACAACAAUUGGAAGUUGCCAGGCUACAAACUCUGAUAUACCAAAAACAUGUUGUAAAGGAGUGGACGAAAACACAUACUCAACAGCUCCGACUUCAUGCCAUUCAAGUGUUACUCCUGGAACUUAUAAUACAAAGGGAUGUUACGACGCUUUGAAAGAUCUUCUAACAUCCAGAUCGCCGAGCAUUAUUGGUGUUAGCGUUUCCGUUAUGGUUUUGGAGAUCUUGUCUGUUGUCUUCGCGUUCAUAGUUUGCAAGGGUGCAGGGACAGAUACAGUUGUUUAAAUGUGCGUAACUUACAUAAUUUUUCACAGAUGAAAGCAAUAAACGGUACUCUGUUUGUAAAUGACUACCCAACAUGUCUCAAGCACUCUACAGUCAAUAUAUAUGCAGAUGAUACCACGCAAGAUGUUUCUGAUAAAUCCUUAGAUGUAAUUGAAACAAAAAUAAAGGAUGAUCUUAUAAAUUCUAUGGAAUGGAUGCAUAAGAAUAAAUUGACAAUAAAUUUAAAUAAAACACAAUGUAUUUUAAUAGGAACGGCACAGAAAUUAUCGAAAUGUAGAAAUCUUUGUAUUAAUGUUGGUGCAAUUUUUAUAGAAAAUGUCAAAUGUGCCAAACUUUUAGGUGUUUACAUCGAAGAAUGACUUACGUGGUCUUAUCACACAGAUGCCUUAUGUAAAAAACUUAGUCAGAAAUUAGGUGUUUUAAGUAGAUUGAGUACUUUUAUGUCAAAGGAGGCACUACUCAAAAUUUACAAUACUAUUGUUUUUUUCUCAUUUUAAUUAUUGUUGUACAGUAUGGAAGGAUACAAAGAACAAGACAAAUAUUGAUAGGCUUUUUAAAUUACAAAAGAGGGCAGCAAGAAUCAUUUUACAUAUCAAAGUACCUCAUUCAGUGUCAACUUCUUGCAUGCUAUCAAAUUUGAGAUGGAUGCGUUUGAUUAACUAUUUUAUUUAUCGAAAAAUUAUUCUUAUGUUUAAAGUUUUACAUCAUAUGACUCCAGAGUAUUUACACGUUUUUAAAUUUGUGAAUGGGGUAAACACAAGAAAUACAAGACAAAGCUCUUCAAAUUUUAUCUAUGUUACAAGAGCCAAAACAGAAUAUUUUAGAAGAUCUUUUAUCAUUUCAGCAGCAAUUUUAUGGAACUCGUUACCAGAUUUUAUAAGAAAAUGUACAACUACCACAUCUUUUAAAUCAGCCUAUCUAAAACAUUAUUUUGACACUCAAUGAUACUCGUGUGUUUAUUGUCUCUUUUCCUUUAGUUCUUAUCUGUAUGUAUAUAAAUUGUGAUAUUUUCAUGCUUUGUGAUAUAUUAUGUUCUCGAUAUGUAUAUAUGUUAUAGACAGGACCACAAUGUAAACUAGUUUAUACAACUAAUUGUGCAAUCCUGUAUAAAUAAAGGAUAUUAUUAUUAUUACUCUAAAUUAUGUAUAGAACCAAAUGCAUGCAGCAAUCUACAUAAACUAAAAAUCAAUUUCCUAUGUUGAACACGGCACAUGUAUCAUGAUCAUUAUCGCUCUGAAUGCAUGCAGUGUUACAUAAUAAAUCAAUCGCAACGCUCUAAGGACGUCUACCUGAUUAGACGUGUAGGAACCGUAUAUUAUUACAGCAUUAUUGCUUGCUAGUCUUUUCUGAAUGCUGACAAUGCUUGCUUACUUGAACGAUAUCAAUGCUUGCUGAUUGGAAUGUUGGCAAUGCUAACCUAUUUGAAUGCUGGCAAUGCUUGCUGAUUUGAAUGUUGGCAAUGCUUACUUAUUUGAAUGCUUGUAAUGUUUGCUGAUUUGAAUGCUAGCAUUGCGUGUUGAUUUUGAAUGCUGGCAAUGCUUGUUGAUUUGAAUACAGGGACCGCUUGCUGAUAUGAAUACUGGCAAUGGUUACUGAUUUGAAAGCAAGCAAUGCUUGCUUAUGUGGAUAUGGCUGGUCCAGUCCUAUGCUAAUUCAUCUCUUUUUUGUCUAACAUAUGUGUCAAUGCUGUUAAAUGCUAAAGGACCUUCCAUUAUAAGGAAAGACAAAUGAGUCAAUGCUACAUAUAAUUUCUAGACCAUCAUCAUUAUUGAUUUUACUGUCAAAAUGAAUUAGACAAUGCCAAUUAUUUUGUCGAAUUAUAUUUCAAACAAUUGCAUGUUUGCCUAUGCAUAAGAAUAAAAAUCACAAAUCUUUAAUUAAUUUCUAUAUUGCAAUAUUACCAUAUUGUUUGAAUGAUUGUGAAUUUGGAUUUAAAGGGACUGGUUCACAUUUCUCGAAAAAAUAUAUAAUUUUUCAAUUUUGAAUUUAAAAACUAAAACUAAAAUUCAUUCAAUGUCGACAACCAAAAUGUGAACCUUCUGAAUGCAAGAAUAAGAGCAAUGUUUUAGCUUUAAUGCUGCGUUAUGUAAAGAAAGACUCGGAGUUUUUUUUACGUAAACAAACAAAUCAAUGAAAUGUUAAUUUUGUAAUUUAAAGCAUCUUGAUUUUAUACAAUCACAAAUGUUAACUUUCAAAUGAAACAUUUUACCUAAAGUAUACCUGAGAUGUGAUAUAUAUCUUGAAUAAACUUGAAUCAAUAUCCAUUUAUUUUGAAAACUUCGUAAACAGUAACACACCUCAAUCUUUGUUUUCAAAAGAAAUGAUAAACUCUCUAUAAUGAGCUUCUGUCAUGAUAUAACCUUGAUAUUUUCGUGAAACCGUCUAAACAUAUUAGAAUGUAGAUUCUGAUCAUUUAAAGUGAAAACAGAAUUUGGGGAAAAAUCUUGAAUCAGUCCCUUUAAGGUAACCGAUCUAUAAAAGCAAUAAUUUCACAAAACGUCAAUAUCUGUAGCACUGAAUCUUUCGUGAAAACAAAAUGCCUACUUUUAGUAAGCUAAAGAUGGCAGAGAGAUAGUAAAUGAUGUCCAGAUUUAUUCAUAGGGAAUUAGAUUUCUUGUCGUAGUUACAUGUAUUUCCUCUUGUAGAAAUGUAGAAAAGGUUAAAUAUUUUCAUAAUAAUAAUAUAAUGAUACUAAUGAUACAUUACAUCACGCCUUAUAUAAAACAAAUUACUCCAGGGUGUUUUACAAGGGUAGAGAUGAGGAAUGCAACAAUAAAACACAAUUAUGACGGUAUGACAUAAAAUCUUGCAUCUGUAAACUUAUCAAAACAAAAAACAUUUUUAUCAAGAUCGAUAGCUCAAGUCUUUUUUUUUUUUUAGCACUAUGCAAAGUCUCUUUUAAAAAGUACUCCAAAAUGUAGUAUGACGGUACUCUAAAAAUGCAAAGAUCAAACUCUCCGAAUAAUAAACACACUUUAAAUACCAGAUUUCUAAAACAGCGUUUAAAAAAACAAUAAAAGUUAAAACACUAUUAGCAUGAAUGUUCUUGGGAAAUUAUGAUAAAUACACAUAUGAACAAAAUCACAGAUUAUACACUAAAACACAUGACGAAAUAGGUGUCCUUAUUAAUUACAAAGUUUCAAGAAAUUCUGUUGAGCGGUUUCAGAGGAGUUGCGCUGACAAGAACAGGACAGACGGGCUCGAAAUUCUAAGUUCGAAAGAGGCAUAACUCUUAGAAAAAAUAUUGAAUCAGAAUUCCCUUGGAAAAUUAAUUAGCAUGGUGACCUUUACUUUUCUUUGCGUAUUUUGAAAGGCCAUCAUGAUAGGAAUCUUUUCACCAUGAGGUAUCCUUGGAACUUAUAUUCUAAUUGACUUUAUAUGUAAGAAAUGUGUUUUUCUCAUAAUCUCUAUAACAGAUAUUUCUCUCUAUAACAGAUAUUUCUGAUAUGUCUUGUCACUUUUGAAAAUUCUUUUGGUGAAUCACUGUGCAUGUUAAAUUUUUUUCAUUUUGAUACCAAAUUUUGCGAAGUGCUGCAUUACAUGACAAUUAGGUUUAUUUUUUUAAAGGGAUGCCUUAAAUUCUGAGGAAUGAUAGUGAUACUGGUUCAGCUUUCUGACAAUGUUAUUAAAUGCUGAUUUUUAAUGUGGACAAUGUUUAAAUUCUAACGCUAAUAAUGCUGACAAUGUUUAAAUUUUAAUACUAAUAAUACUGACAAUGCUUACUGUUUUUAUCCCCAUGUUAGUUUAUCUCCAAUACUCACAGUACUUAUGUUAAUACUAGAGCUAGAGUUAGAUAUAUAGCUCCCUGUAUUCUAGGACAAUCCAAAAUAUCACGAACAGUAACACAUAUUAAGUGUAAAGCUUUUAAUGCCAGUUGUUUUUUUUUUUUUUUUGUUUUUUUUUUGUACAAUCAAGACAUCUUUUUUAAAUGGAACGAAAAAUACCAAAAUAAUGUCUUCUUAGAGAUUGUUUAGUUUUACUGUAUUUCUGGUUUUAUCUAAAUACAGAAUUACACUAAAUAUUUUGGACAUGUUUAACUUACCAAUUAGACCCUCGUUGUUAGUAAACGUAAUAUUCAAAUGUUCAUCAUGAGUAGAUGAAAUAGUAUUCCUUAAGUUAUAUGUAGCUCCACCCUCGUGUGAAUUAUCAAUAUUAAUAGUUGAUUGUAGAAAAACUGUAUUAAUUUCCACUUGAUAUAGUUUAAUUUGAUCAAUAGUCAAAGAAAAUAUGUAUGUUGCCACUUUUUAAAAAGAUAUCAGACAUACAAAAACAGAAGUAUAUGUCAAUCUCAAAAAAUCGUACCGUUUCAUUUAAAAAAUAAUUAAAAUGCAAAAAAAAAAAAAACUUUGUUAAGGAAGUUGAGCUUUUGGGUAAAACUGCACAGGAUACUACAACUAAGUAUUCAGUAGUUCAAUAUUGAUUCCAUUGGUGCAAAAUAUUAUAUGUCUAAUAUUGAAUCCUAUCCCGUUGAAAUUUUUUCUGUCAAUUCAAAUUUUGAAAGGAUUUGUCAGGAAUUAUAUUUUGUGGCGGGAGGAUAAUCAAAAAGGUCUAAAUCUGCAUGAUAUUAAAUUUUCUGUUUUUCCAACAUAUCUCCUAUCUUUAUACUCGUAUACGUGUAAUUCAGUUUUAUAAUUUAUGAUAUAAGUAGUUGAGACUUGGAACUAAUUCAAAUGUUGUAAUUCAUUAAAUUUGGUUGAUAUAUUUUCCAAACAGAACACAGAUUCAUAAAAAAGUUCAAAUAAAUCUAAAUCAAUUCACUCGACAUUUUAUAUAAAAAUUCAGUAUUUUCGGCAAUGAUUUUAAAAUUGAUCUCUAACUCCCAUAUUUUUAGGAUCAAUCAAAACCUUGAAAAUUAUAUAAAAUUUUAGAAACUGACAUUACGCCUAAUAUACCCAUUUAAACUCUCAGAUUUGAUGGCAUGAUUUUUUUUUUGCAUAUCAAGUGCAAAAGGGUCAUUAUUUAUUUCCAUUUCUUGUAUUAAACAUUUUUAUCUGUAUUGUUAGAAGACAUGAUUAUUCAUCUAUUUUAUACAAUGAUUGACUGUGGCAUUAACAAGGCAAUGUAUACUGUAUAUUUCAGAUUUUAGCUGUUGUCUUCGCAUUUGUGGUCUGUGUCAAAGCGGGAGACGGCACUGCCGGAAUUAAAGACGUAGCAAAAUAUUAAAAAGACGUGGAAA